Molecule: messenger RNA, 1892 nt
Organism: Sinocyclocheilus rhinocerous
Lineage: Eukaryota; Metazoa; Chordata; Actinopteri; Cypriniformes; Cyprinidae
Gene: tmeff2a
Product: transmembrane protein with EGF-like and two follistatin-like domains 2a
Exons: 10
Coding region: 469-1608 (379 amino acids)
Molecular function (GO): protein binding
Source: RefSeq, a predicted model, not a curated record
CAGAGGAAUGGCCCGCCACGAGACUCUGACAAACUCACGGCUCUCCGCGAGCGCACGGAGUGAGGACCGAGGACAGUCUCUCUAAACCGCGCCUCAGUGGAUGUUGUAACUUCGACAUGUCACUCGAAUGGGAUAUAUGAUUUUUUUUUUUUGCCCCACUUCUGUUUCUUAAAAACACCGCUUGCGUCUUUUUAUUCUUGCCUUGCUUUUUGAACAUCUCGCUUACCCACUUCCCUCCCGAUAACAUCCCUCCCCUAUCAUCGCACCCAGACCUCUCUCAUUCCGCAUCUGCACCCUCUCGCUUCGGGCGGAUCCUCGCUCCGGUCAUCCAGAAACAACUGCUUCAUGGGGCACACUCCGUCCGUCGGAAAAUGUCCCUCUCUUGGCUUCUAAGCGCACCGGCAAAGUUGACAACACUAGGACCAGGGCUGUCGUUGCGCGUCUGCGAGCAGCGUCGGGGGAACUGAGAUGGGUGUCACGGUGGCGGCGGCCCUACAUGAGCCCCGAAGUCCGCACCAGUGGGGCCGGAUAGUGGGACACUGGGUAUGGAUUGCAGUCUUGUCCUUUCUCGCCACUUUCCCGGUGCAACAACUUGGCGCUUUCCCGUCCUCACUCAGCGACUGUCAGACUCCGACUGGAUGGAAUUGCUCGGGGGAUGAUGACCGGGACACAGAUCUCUUCCUUUGUGACACCAACACUUGCAAGUUUGACGGCGAGUGUCUCAGAAUUGGGGACAUAAUAACAUGCAUAUGCAACUUCAAGUGCAACAAUGAUUAUGUUCCUGUGUGCGGCUCCAACAACGAAAACUAUGAAAACGAGUGUUUUCUGCGGAGAGACGCCUGCAAACAGCAGACCGAGAUCCUGGUGGUCUCUGAAGGAUCCUGCCCAGCCGAUGCUGGUUCAGGAUCAGGAGAUGAAGCAGGGAACGAGGGUUCGGCGGAGAAUGGACAGAAGGAGACGUCCACCUGUGACAUUUGCCAGUUUGGGGCCGAGUGUGAUGUGGAUGCUGAAGAUGUUUGGUGCGUCUGUAACAUCGACUGCUCCCACAUCAGUUUUAACCCCGUGUGCGCAUCAGACGGCCGUUCCUAUGACAACCCCUGCCAGGUAAAAGAGGCCUCGUGUCAGCGGCAGGAACGAAUCGAGGUCAAGUUCCUGGGUCACUGUCAGGGCGACAUGAUUACAGGCACCAAAGCAGGAGAUGGACAGUAUGCCAGGACAGACUACACAGAGGAGAAGCCUGAGGUUUCAGAGGUGGCGAGAGGGCUGUACAUCCCCUGCCCUGAGAACUAUAAGAACUAUUGUGUUCACGGAGACUGUGAAUAUCCCAACAUGCUCUCAACACCGUCCUGCAGCUGUCACUCAGGAUUCAGCGGUCCACAGUGUGACACUAAGGAGUAUAAUGUGCUGUACGUGGUGCCUGGCUCUGGAAAGCUCCGCUAUGUCCUCAUCGCGUCUGUCAUUGGGGCUCUGCAGGUGGCCAUCAUAUGUGUAGUGGUGCUGUGUAUCACCCGGAAGUGCCCACGGACCAACAGAAUCAACCGACAGAAGCAGAACACAAUGCACUACAACUCUGAAAACACCCUGCGCGCCUCCACCCGCCUCAUUUGAGCCCGUGAGCAGAGAAUCAUGGGAAAUGUAGUUUGGACAGAGGACAGAAAAGAAGAAACUCGCUCUCCGUCCCCAUAGAGACACUGCAUUCUGCUGGAUGAUGGGAUGGAGGGACAGAGGACGACGGUGCAGAUAUAACAGAGGACGAUGGGUUCUACACACGAUGCCUUGCACCUGUGGCACAGGACACAAACAGAGAAUUUUAGGACACCAUGAUAGGACAAAUCCUGUUAUUUGGUUAUGUAUGGGUAAUAUUUCCAAUAGUUAAUUUGUUUGUCUUGAUG